GAAAACACAAACACACCUUCAGUGCAGCUCUGCAGCCCAGUACAUGCUUCCGUGCCUGGAGAACACAAACACACCUUCAAUCCGUACAGAAAUAAUGAGCUGCUUGGAGCUAAUCAGAAAAGUCAAGAAAUAAUCUUCAGGAUGCCUGAUGAAAUGUCAUUUGGGAAAAACCAUGCCUCUGAUGUCCCUGAGAACAAUCUCAAGUGUGAGGAAAAUUUUAGUCAGCAUGACAAGAUACACGUUUGCCAGCAGUCUUUUGAACACAAUGGGAAACAGAUAUUCCUUAUGUGUGAGAAAGUUUAUAUGGAAGACCCAUGUAGUAAGCAGCCUGUCAAUGUGGGAGAAACAAUUGAAGUUGAAGAGAAAGUGUUCCAUAACAAUCCUUACUUUGGCACACAGCAGCAAACACAAUCAGGAGAGAAUCUCCACAAUCAUUUCAAGAGUGAGAAAUCUCUUGUUUAUGAAACAGAUCUCCAAAUAAGUCAGACAACCCAAACAGAAAAAGGUCAUUAUAUAUGUGUCUACUGUAAAAAAUAUUUUAGCUAUAAAUUUUGCCUUACAACUAAUCAGAGAACUGACACAGAAGAAAAUUUUUAUGUGUGCAAUGAAUGUAAAGAGAACAUUUACCAGAAAUCAGAACUCAUGAGAGAUCAGAUCCUUCACACAGGAGAGAAGGCAUAUGAAUAUAAUGAGCUUGGAAAGGCCUUUUACCAGCAGUUAUCUCUCAUUAGACAUCAGAGAAUUCACACUGGGGAAAAACCUUACAAAUGUAGUGAAUGUGGAAAAGAUUUUUCUCACAAGUCAUCCCUAAUCAGACAUCAGAGAAUCCACACAGGGGAAAAACCUUAUGAAUGUAGUGAUUGUGGAAAAGGUUUUUCUCAAAAGACAUCCCUAAUCAGACAUCAGAGUAUGCACACUGGGGAAAAAUCUUAUGAAUGUACCCAGUGUGAAACAUCUUUUAGCAAAUACACAGAUUUCGUUGCACAUAAAAGAAUCCACACUGGGGAUAAACCUUAUGAAUGUAGUGACUGUGGAAAAGCUUUUUCUCGGAAGUCAUACCUAAUCAUACAUCAGAGAAUUCACACUGGGGAAAGACCUUAUGCAUGUAGUGAGUGUGGAAAAGCUUUUUGCCGGAAAUCAUACCUAAGCUUACAUCAGAGAAUCCACACAGGGGAAAAGCCUUAUGGUUGCAGCCAGUGUGUAAAAGCCUUCACCAACCAGUCAGAUCUCAUUAGACAUCAUAGAAUCCACACAGGGGAAAAACCAUAUGAAUGUAAUGAGUGUGGAAAAGCCUUUUAUAUGCAGUCACAUCUCAUUAGGCAUCAGAGAAUCCACACAGGGGAAAAACCUUAUGAAUGUAGCCAGUGUGGAAAAUCGUUCAGCAACCACUCAGAUCUCAUUGCACAUCUUAGAAUCCACACAGGGGAAAAGCCUUAUGAAUGUGGUGAGUGUGGAAAAGCCUUUUAUAUGCAGUCGGAUCUCAUUAGACAUCAGAGAAUCCACACAGGGGAGAAACCUUAUGAAUGUAGCGAAUGUGGAAUAGCUUUUUCCAGAAAAUCGUACCUCAUUAGACAUCAGAAAAUCCACACAGGGGAAAAGCCUUAUGAGUGUAGUGAAUGUGGAAAAGCUUUUUCUCAGACAUCAUACCUAAUCAUGCAUCAGAGAAUGCACACAGGAGAAAAACCUUAUGAAUGUGGUGAGUGUGGAAAAUCUUUUUCCCGGAAAUCAUAUCUAAGCUUACAUCAGAGAAUCCACACAGGGGACAAACCUUAUGAGUGUAGUGAUUGUGGAAAAGCUUUUCGUCUGAAGUCAUUCCUAAUCAAACAUCGGAGAAUCCACACGGGGGAAAGACCUUAUCAGUGUAGCAAGUGUGAAAAAGCCUUUUACAUUAAGUCACACCUCGUGAGACAUCAGAGAAUCCAUACAGGACAGGAACAUGAAUGCAGUGAGUGUGGAAAAGCCAGUAACACUAGUCAGGUCUCAUUUUACAUCAGCAAAUUAACAGAUGAAACCUAAUGAAUGAGUGUGAAAAUGAACAGUGUUAAUUUUCCAACAAGUGUGGAAAAAUUCUUACACAAACACUUCGAAUGCAGUAGAAAGCAUAAAAACUUCAACAGUUUGCAUACGCACAGAAAGGGAUAAAAUAUUACUGCAUUGAAUGAAAAGUCGAUUUUCUGAAGUCAAUUCUGUUGGACCACGGAGCUUAGAAAUACAAAAGUAUAUAAACAGAAAAAGUACCUACCAUAAACCUUUGUUGUGGUCUAUCAGAGUUUACAAAGUGAAUGAAAGAAGCAUUAGCCAGAAUGCUAAUAGACAACACUGUAAAAGUGCAAUGGGUUUGGAGAAACAUUUUGAAAGUCUCAGCGAGUGUUAAAUAAUAAACGUGAGGAGUGUCUCUAUUUCAGAACAUAGGCUAUGUACUGCUAAAAUAAUUAAGAUGCAAUUUGUAUGUGAUCUCCCUUUGUUGAGAGGGGAAAUUGUAAAUAAUUUUUCAUGUUUUGAAUGUUGAUAAUAAAUAUUCAGGCAUAA
Ochotona curzoniae (black-lipped pika) is the source of this 2529-nucleotide messenger RNA. Its product is annotated as zinc finger protein 260-like. NCBI's taxonomy places the organism in Eukaryota, Metazoa, Chordata, Mammalia, Lagomorpha, Ochotonidae. The record is from RefSeq and is a predicted model, not a curated record.